CGGACUCUGGUUCUACAAAAUUAGCAAAUAGUUUUGUUAUGGUUCUUGAAACCAACCUGCGACCAAAAGGCAGAUUAGGUUCCAUUAUUAAAAAAAAAAAAGACCAGCAAAUAAAAAACAUGUCCUGAUUCUUCUUCUUCUUCUUCUUCUUCUUCUUCUUCUUCAACGUCCUUGACUGGCCCUCCUUUCUUUUUGGGAUCCCUUUAUAUCCGUUGAAUCUCGUCAAGUGAUUUGUGUUCUUCCAACUCGGUUUUUUUUUUACCCGUCUUUUUUGGCUGAAACAGCUGUAAUGCCAUGCAAGAACCCGAAUCUCAAGUUCCCAGGGUGUAGGAGGUAGACCACUCCCAAAAUUUCUCUUCCUUUUUCGACAAAUCAAUCAUGCCCUUUUAACCCUUUUUUCAUACGGAUCUUUCUGGGUUUUUCCUCGUUUCCCUCAAAGCCCCUCCCCCUCGGCUUCUUCUUUUUAGUUUGGAUUUGGUGCUUUUUGAUUGGGCGAGUUAACGUGAAUCAAUGAUCGGUUAGGUGGGUUUGGUUUUUAAGGGUUGAUGGGGAAUUGUUUCACAAGCAGCAUUCCUCGUUGUUCAGGAGGUUGCCACUCUUGCUGUAUAAAGCUGCCAUCAUGUAUAUGCUGCUGCAGCAGCAAAGGCAAGGCUCGAAUCCAGAGCCAGAUUGCAUCUGUGGCCAAAGGGAAUGUUCAUAUAGUGGCCAAAAUCGACAAAUGGGAGGAGAAGAUCACAGAAGCUAGUAUCAACGGAAAAAUCCUUGUAGCAAAUUUCAGCGCAUCGUGGUGCAUACCCUGUAGAGAAAUAGCACCAGUUUACCAGGAGCUUGCAGAUAGAUACCCAUUUAUGAUAUUCGUGACAGUGGAUGUCGAAGAACUCGCUCAGGAGUUCAGUAACGAAUGGAAUGUGGAAGCAACUCCGACCAUAGUUUUCCUGAGGGAUGGGAGGCAAGUGGAUAAACUUGUGGGUGCCAAUACAGUAGAGCUUCAGAAGAAAACCGCAGCAGUUGCAGAUCUCGUCCUCAGAAAAUCAUAAACAGAAUAUCCAUGUCUGAAUGUCCGAGAACAGGAUCAGAAGUUGCUUGCAGAUGAACUAAGUGACAAGAAAAGCUUCGGAGGUUUCGGUAGAUGUCUGUUUCAGAAAUUGGGUGGCUAACUCUGAAACUUUUCACUCGCAAGACGAUCGGUUCUUCGCAAUGCCCAAGACGAACUUAGCUUUCAGACAUAGAAACACAGUGUUUCAAGACGAUGAAGUUGCAGAGACGAAUCUAUGGUGAAAACCGGGUUUUGUCUCCAAUUUGGAGGGCUUGGCCCUUGAGAGAGACA
This is a messenger RNA of Tarenaya hassleriana, 1327 nucleotides long. Its product is annotated as putative thioredoxin H10. The transcript has 4 exons. Bases 546 to 1037 code for a protein of 163 amino acids. Lineage: Eukaryota; Viridiplantae; Streptophyta; Magnoliopsida; Brassicales; Cleomaceae. The record is from RefSeq and is a predicted model, not a curated record.